CUUCCCUCGUGUGUGGUUGCCGCUGAAGUUGCGGAUUCGGUUUUUUUUUAAGUUUUCAAUAUUUAUAUUGACUUUCGCAUAGUAAAGCAGAAAUAAAAUGAACGAAUGGAGGAUCUCCCAAGAGGAAACAAAAACCUUAAUCCAAAUGUACAAAGAUAAAGAGUGCCUUUGGAACUAUAAAAGUCAUCUUUAUAAGAGGACAGAUUUAAAGAAGAAGGCAUGGGAGGCAAUGUCUGCUGUCUUCCAAAAAGAUUUAAAUGAAAUUAAAAAAAAAAUUAAACACCUUCGUUCGGCAUAUGUUGCGGAGAAGAAAAAAGUCGAGGACUCGAUGCGUUCUGGCAGUGGGUUGGAUGAAAUUUACAUUCCUCAUCUGUACUAUUUCAACGAAUUCAAUUUCUUGGAUUCGGUAAUUGUGCUGCGUAAGACGAAUAGUAAUUUUUCACUGGACGAUACUCUGGAGAGAGCUGUGGAAGCAACCGAAAUACAGCAAGAAGAAAAUAUUUUGGAGGAACUCGAUGUACCUCCAACGAACCAAAGAAAAUCAGCAUCCUCUAUGCCAAUGGCCGUUGGGUCAGUGAGGAGGUCAUCGGGGCGUAGAACUACUGCUGCAUCCAGGAGUUCACGAUAUGAAGAUGCAAUAGCGGCGAUUUUGCACAAAUCUGAUGCAAGUCAAGAACCAAUAAACAAAUACGCUUCCUUUGGGAAAAGCGUCGCCGGCCAAUUGGAAGAAUUGACACCUGUGGAGGCAGCAGCAGCUAUGGCCGACAUCCAACAAGUACUAUCCCAGCACGUUGUGCGUUCAUUUGAAAGAAAAUCUCUCACUUCGAACUCAUCCUCCUUAUCAAGUUCAACAGAAGGAACUGAUCUUAGAAAUACAGUAUUUAACCCUCUCACUCCACACUCAUCAUAUCUAUCAAGUACUACAGGAAAUGAUCUUCUUCGAAAUGCAAUGAAAGACUGCGACAUAAUAUUUGAUCCCGAAUAUUAAUAAACCUCGAUAAAUAAAAAUAACUUUUACUGUUUAAUUAAUAUUUAUUAUUAUCUAUAAUAUAAAACUCAUUUAACAU
Messenger RNA from Episyrphus balteatus (marmalade hoverfly), 1067 nucleotides. RefSeq lists its product as uncharacterized. The transcript has 4 exons. The record is from RefSeq and is a predicted model, not a curated record. NCBI's taxonomy places the organism in Eukaryota, Metazoa, Arthropoda, Insecta, Diptera, Syrphidae. Bases 98 to 988 code for a protein of 296 amino acids.